AUGAGGCAGGGCAUACAGACAGACAGACGCAACUUCGCUUUGUACAAUAAAACAGUGGACAAGGUUUUUCAGAUCUUCCCACCCAAAGUCAAUUUCACAAGAUCCAGCCCUGACCUUUGUAGAACUUGUGCUGUGGUUGGGAAUUCUGGUAAUCUCAAUGGAUCGCAUUAUGGACCACUGAUAGACUUUCAUGAUAUUGUCAUAAGAAUAAACCGUGGGCCCACAAAAGGCUUUGAAAGAGAUGUUGGAAACAAAACAACAUACCAUGUGAUGUAUCCAAGGAGUUUCAAAAAUUUGGACAACACCACACAUCUUGUGUUUUUUCCAUUCAAAAUUUACGAUCUACAGUGGCUUAUCCGGUCUUUUACUCAAAGGUAUGUGUGUAUUACAAAGGACCCUAAGAGCCUUCAUCAGGAGCUCAAUGGGGAUGUGGUGGACAACACUCACCAUCAAGUGCGGGAUCUGUCCCCACUACUGUUCUGCAUAGGCCUGAACCCCCUCAAGGACAUCAUGGACAAGACUGGCUACAGAUACAGACUACGGAAUGGAAUAGUUGUCAGCCACCUCCUGUACAUGGAUAACAUCAACCUUGCUCGUAAAGCGGAGGUUAAGGACGCUUUGUGUGCAGGGCUGGUGGAACACCCUUUCUGCCCCAAAGGCAGCUGUAGAGCAGCUUGGCGGUGGGGUGUGAGGGUGGCGCCGGAGACUGAGCCGGAGCCGGAUGCCAAAGGGCCUGUUAACAUGCUCUCGGCUGAGGUUGAGUCUGAUGCAGCUGAGGUGGACUCUGAUGCUGCUGCGGCGGAGUCUGAAGCAGCUGAGUCUGGUACAGCCGGGGAACUCCUGGCGGGGCGGUCUACGGAGGAUCUCCGUUUGACCCUCCGUAUAAGGGAGGUGGUGGAAACCCAUGCUAAAGAGCUUGAGGUACAAGCAAUGCACCUGCGUGUCAGAGCUUUGGAGCUGGAGCGAAAGCCCUCCACAUCUGCCUCUAGUCAUCCUAGUACAUCCACCGCUGUCUCGACAGGUUUUGACAUCACUAAGCACGUUAAACUGGUUCCCCCGUUUCGUGAGGCCGAAGUGGACUCCUAUUUUAACGCUUUUGAGCGUAUAGCGGCCGCAUUAAACUGGCCGAAGGAGUUUUGGCCACUGUUAUUGCAAUGCAAACUGGUUGGCAAAGUCCAGGAGGUGUGUACCAGUUUAUCAAUUGAAGAUAGCCUAGAUUAUGACAUCAUGAAGAAGACUGUGUUGCAGGCAUAUGAGCUUGUCCCAGAAGCCUACCGUCAAAAAUUUAGGAAGUGUGCAAAAACUGCCAAUCAGACGUUUGUGGAGUUUGCCCGUGAAAAGAUUCGCUUGUUUGAACGAUGGUUGCAGGCCAGUAAAGUAAAGGAUCUUGAUGGGCUGAAAGAGCUUCUUUUGCAAAAAGAAACUGCUAAAUCAGGUUUGAAAACUAACACGGAUAUGGUGAUGAUCCUCAGCCCUGCUUUCAUGAAAUAUGUCCAUUAUGUUUGGCUAAAAAAGCAUGGGAGGUAUCCAUCCACUGGCUUUCUGACUUUAGUUCUCAGCUUGUACUUGUGUGAUGAGGUUGAUGUGUUUGGAUUUGGAGCAGACAAGAAUGGAAACUGGAAUCAUUACUAUGAGCAAAUCAAAAACAAACGUCUGAAAACUGGACAACAUCCUGGAAGGGUGGAAUAUCAAUAUAUCAAGAAACUUCAUAAGCAACAGAAAAUUCAUUUUUUCAGAGGAUG
Molecule: messenger RNA, 1742 nt
Organism: Pundamilia nyererei
Lineage: Eukaryota; Metazoa; Chordata; Actinopteri; Cichliformes; Cichlidae
Source: RefSeq, a predicted model, not a curated record